AUGCAAGUGACUAUGGAUCAGCGCACGCGCAGGCCUGGGCUAUGCGCGGCGCCAAAGUAUAUCUUCAAAUUGUGAACUCUCUUAAAAAUCUAUAAGCUUAUUCAAUAAGUACUCAUAAAUAUCUACGAAAGUAUUUUUUUUUAUUCGUCAGCAUUUUCAAACUUCGUAUGCAUUUCAAAUUGGAGUGUUUUUGAAUGGAUGCUUCGAUAUUUAAACAAAGGAGCUGUUGCUUUUUUGAUAUCGAGACUUUAUCGAAAUCGCUGUUGGAGUAUCACUUAAAAAGUUCGUCGACGUGGUAUGUUAACUUCUAUUUAGAUAAUUCGGUUAUAUUGUUUGAAUAUCGAUAUCCCUAACACUAAAUUGUCUCGUGAAGACAGACUGUCCAGCAUGAGUCCUCAGUUCUGCAAGCUGUAAACUCCUCUACGCGUCUCUCACCAGCGAUGGAUGCCAGGCUUCUCCUUGUUCUGGCGGUCUCUGCCCAUCUUUGUAGUAUAACAACCGCCGAUGGACCGGUCUACGAUGGAGUUCCCGCCAAACCCAGUGCCCCUGCAGCGCCAGCCGGCAACUUCCUCACGCAGACCGUGUAUGGUUUCCUCGACUUCACCACCACCAUAGGGAACACCGUCAUGGUCUUCUCGCCUCAGUCCGCUCCUCCACCAGAACCACCUCAGACUGAAAAGUCUGUACAAGAAAAUAUCAUAGAAACAAAACCGCCUCCUCCAUCAGUUACUACUGCUAAACCAGAAGCCAUCAAACCAAGCAAAAUAUCAGAUAAAGACAAGACAAAUAAACCAGCAACUCCUGCCGUCAUAUCCAGCGCUGUUACAGUUAUGUCUUCCCCACCUAAAAACGAGGAGAAACUCCCAAAUGCGCCAAAAUCUGUCAUCAGUGAACAAAAACAAGUUAUUACAAAAGUAGAAGUUGUCGCUGGACCAUCCAAAAUUGUUGAAAGUAGUCCUUCAAAAUCAAUGCAAAAAUCAAACAAGCAAAACUCACAAGCUAAAAAACCAAAACCAGAAAUAAAAAGUGUUACCAAUAUUGUAAGCAGCAAAGUUGAAGUUAAGCAAGAACCUCCACCGACGAUCAUUAGCUCCAAGCUAAAUAGUGUAGUAGAAAUCAAAUCUAGCCAAGCUGAUGAAGAGCCUGCCAUUCUUAUCACCAAUAAUAAUAUUGGAGAGCCCGAAUAUGAUUUCUUAUCACGACAACCUUCAGAAUUUGUUGAAGAAACCUACAAAGUUAUAAAUAUUAGACCAUCAAAAACUCAUGGGCCAAAACCAAAGCAAGGACACAAACAUAGACCACAUCAACCAACUCCACCUCCUGAAGACGAUGAACAUCCUAUUGGUCUUGUAACAACUCUAGGAGGUACCAUAGUCAAAGAUGGAUUAACAACAGUACAUGAAACCAGUGUUAUAGGAACAUAUAUAUCUGGAAAAUACGCACAAGUUUUGAACAGUAAUUCUAAAAUACUACCAGCCAGUGGUCAUAGAGCUAAAAUUUCUCCAAGUCCAACAAAUAGAAUCUUAAAAACAGCAGCACCGGGAGGAUUUAAUAAGAACAGAUAUAAUCUGGAACCUACACCGUCAAUUAAUGAUGAAGAAACUAAUAGCAAAACAACACGCAGACAUUCGAGCAGCGGAAGUUCUUUCAAAAAUCGCCAUAAACAACAAAGCAGCCAAGAUAUUGAUAAUCACGACAGCUCUCCCCCUGCUCAAAGUAAAAAAUAUAAAAACCGGAAUUCUUCACAAUCUCAACGCACUCAAAGUACUCGUUAUGGCCGACGAUCAAACACUCCUCAACUGGCAACCGUCUCUGUUUUCAGUGAACCAUCAGCAUCCUCGUUUUCCAACAGAAGAAAGAAUAACAGGAAUUCUGGACACAAAACCACCGUAACCCCAUCAAGUAAUGAUAACCAAUCAAGACGUGGUUUUAAACCUCGCGUUCAAGCUACACCAGUCGAACAAGUUACUCCUUCUGUUUCGACAAGUGUUUAUAAAUUCAAAUUAAAUCGUUCUCCUGGCUCAGGUCGAUGGCAGUACAAAACCAGCCCCAAACCAAAAGUGACGAUACGCAAGAUGGCUGGCGACGAUGACCAAACUACACCAAAUCCUAAUCCAAUACUUGACGACCCACAAUCUAAUGAACUUUCUCCUCAAGCUCGAUCAGACAACGACCUCGAGUUGUCAGGAUCACAAAGUGGCCUUGGUACUCUUCUUGAAAAUGAUACAGAAGACAACUCGAUAGAGAAGCCACCACCGGUCGAAACACUUAAAGUAGAAAUAUCAACUCCUGCUGAUUUCAAAGAUGUUUAUUACGAAAUUGCUACAAUCAAAUCUCCUUACACAUUCCAGGUUGGACGUGUCAAGAAUACCCGCAUUAUUACAGUUACUUCUACAAUUGAAAAACGCAUCGAACCUACUUUAGUAGUUAAUUCACAAAGCUCUCUAAACGAACCUUUGACGGAAAACAUAUUGGCUACUGCAUCGCCUUACGGAAAAGACCAUAAUUUACUUGAUUCAAGUAUUGCAACAUUACCACCUAUUACUUUGUCAUCUGACAUGGAAACCCCACCUCUGGAAACAGUCACAGAAACAUUUAGUACUACACAAAAUAUGCUGAAAACGCAUAUUUUACCUGUCGUACGAGAUGUCAACAUAACAAGUAGCCUUACUUUUAUACAAACGUAUCAAGUCACAAGAUUUGUAACUGCUACCAAAACAUUGCCUCCUAUGGACUUUUAUCAAUUUAUUCCAAGCAAAACAUUAAAAGAAUUCAAUAGCCGUCUUGAUGAAGCCGGUUCUGAGUUACAUUUAGAACUUGAUUUUGGUGACAGUAACGAAGACGAAGAGGGAGUGCCGAGGCGCGUAUUUCCAUCUGAUUUGGAUCUUGCUAAUGUUGGAUCAGAGUUUGACCUUACAGAAGUGGACAAAUAUAGAUUACCUGAUAACCACCUGAGACUAAAGAAAGCACAUGGUCAGAAUAAAUCGAACCAAGUAACUGAACCUCCUAGUCCGGCCACGCCUGCAUUGACUCCAGAGCAAGCACAACAACUAGCUCUAUUAAGACUUCUUAAUCCGGCAGCAGCUGCACAAAUUCCCAAUGUGGUGACGACUUCCAAACCUAUCUUGAAAUACGAGACAGUUUAUGAAUCACAUGUAAUACCUGUUUUCGAUGGAAAGAACACAAUUCAAAGCACUAUAUCAAGGCCGGUGGCUACUGUUACCAAAACGGAAUAUGAAGUGGGCACAAGUAGCCUUCCAGCGCUUCCGUUGCAGCCGAUUAACCCUCUAUUCCCUCAGCAGCAGUUCUCAGUAACUUCGACGCCUGUUGUUUUGAACACAGAAGUUACUGCCACGGACAGUCAAGUUCUAAAACUGACUUUCGGCGCCAAGACGGUGUACACGACAUUGUUUACAACUAAAGUUGUGCCCACUAUUCUGACUUCGUACGUAACGUCUUCGGUGCCGGUGGCUCCCAGUGCCGGCUUCCCGGGGUACUUCCCCGCGCCAUUCGCGCCUUUCCCUUACGUUGGUUAAUCGAUAGAGUUUUAACUCUAUCUCGUGAGCUCUGUAGUUAUGAAAUGUUAACUGUACAGUGAAAAUAUAUCAAAAUUUUCCCAGUGAACUGAACUGUGUAACGUAAGUGUGUUAUUAUAGUACCCGUGAUAAACUAUAUCGCGCGAGUGGUUGAGUUGUUCGGAGAAAGCAGAAUGUCGGGAUUUAUAGCCUUUGUGGAAACACGAAAACUCUAAAGUUUAUAUUUCUUAUAAAGUUUUCUGAGCUCGCCGCGCCAUUGCGUGCUCCGAGCCGGUGAGGUAAUGUUCACUGACGUAGCUAUAAUAAAAGUACAUAAUAAUUUACAAUGUAACCAGUAAAAGCUUUGUAAAUAACGUAUUUAUAUAAAUAAAGAAUGUUGUAUAUAGAUAGGAAUACCUUACUAAUUACUUUUUAUGAAAGUAUUGUAGAUAACUGUAAUAAUUUCUAAGUACUUAUAUCUUUUGAUACGUUUCUGUAUGAUAUAUUGCUUGAGUAAGAGGGUUUCUAUAAUUAAAUAAAUAAAAGAAA
Molecule: messenger RNA, 4064 nt
Organism: Plodia interpunctella (Indianmeal moth)
Lineage: Eukaryota; Metazoa; Arthropoda; Insecta; Lepidoptera; Pyralidae
Exons: 10
Coding region: 441-3536 (1031 amino acids)
Source: RefSeq, a predicted model, not a curated record